UGAAAAAGUCGAGAUGCCUAAACCUGACAAGAAGAAAAGAGGAAGGCCAAGGAAGGACAAGCCCUCAACCUCCCAAGCACCAGCCCAAGCAACCUCUCAAGCACCAGCCCAAGCAACCUCUCAAGCACCAGCCCAAGAAACCUCUCAAGCACCAAACCAAGCAACCUCUCAAGCACCAAACCAAGCACCAUCCACAGCUCAAAGUAGUGUUACAGCUGCCACCAUUUCAAGGGAAAUAAAUUUCUCCAAGAAAGGAGUUGGAGUGUACACGAACUUAGCAACUGGAAAUGUUUACUUCCAAGGGCGUAGAAUCACUCGAGGAAGCACCUCUCAACCUCCAGCUAGGGGCAGAGGCAGGGGAAGACCAAGAAGAACAAUUGAUGUGGUGACAACUCAAGAAAGUGUUGCUAGAGCUCCAGGAGAUGGUCAAGUUUGAUGCUACUGAACUGAUGCUUUUGAAAUAUGUAAAGAAACUUGUUUUCUUGUGAAGUUGUGUACUCUAGUUUUUUUGUGAAGUUGUGUAAUGAUGCUACUGAAGUUGUGAACUGAUGCUACUGAUGCUUCAGUCUUUUUUGUGAACUGAUGCUAUGGAAAA
This is a messenger RNA of Salvia miltiorrhiza (redroot sage), 595 nucleotides long. RefSeq lists its product as uncharacterized. The transcript has 2 exons. Gene Ontology annotation, molecular function: DNA binding. The coding region runs from base 14 to 436 and encodes 140 amino acids. The record is from RefSeq and is a predicted model, not a curated record. NCBI's taxonomy places the organism in Eukaryota, Viridiplantae, Streptophyta, Magnoliopsida, Lamiales, Lamiaceae.